Molecule: messenger RNA, 806 nt
Organism: Protobothrops mucrosquamatus (brown spotted pit viper)
Lineage: Eukaryota; Metazoa; Chordata; Lepidosauria; Squamata; Viperidae
Gene: ANTXR1
Product: ANTXR cell adhesion molecule 1
Cellular component (GO): membrane
Molecular function (GO): signaling receptor activity
Source: RefSeq, a predicted model, not a curated record
AUGAGAAACCCUUUGUAGUGGAGGACACCUACUUACUCUGCCCAGCACCUGUCUUACAAGAAGCUGGCAUGGAAGCUGCUCUUCAAGUGAGCAUGAACGAUGGCCUCAGUUUCAUCUCCAGCUCCGUCAUCAUCUCCAGCACGCACUGUUCUGAUGGGACCAUUCUGGCAAUUAUCUUGCUGAUCCUCUUCAUUCUGUUGGCUCUGGCGCUUCUGUGGUGGUUCUGGCCACUUUGCUGCACUGUGAUUAUUAAGGAGCCCCCACCACCUCCGAUGGAAGACAGCGAGGAGGAAGAUGAUGAUGGACUUCCCAAGAAAAAGUGGCCGACGGUGGAUGCUUCCUAUUAUGGUGGGCGUGGAGUUGGAGGCAUUAAGCGGAUGGAGGUUCGUUGGGGAGAAAAGGGAUCAACCGAAGAAGGGGCGAAGCUGGAGAAGGCCAAGAAUGCACGAGUCAAGAUGCCAGAACAAGAGUAUGAGUUCCCAGAGCCAAGGAAUCUUGGAAGCAGCAUACGCAGGUCCUCCUCACCACACAAGUGGUAUUCUCCUAUCAAGGGAAAGCUGGAUGCCCUCUGGGUUCUUCUGAGGAAAGGUUACGACCGAGUGUCCGUCAUGCGACCACAGCCAGGAGACAAGGGACGCUGCAUUACCUUCACCCGAGUGAAGACCUUCCAGGCACCACCCAAGUACCCGCUCAAACACCUACCUCCCCCCCCCCCCCCCCCCCNGCUGCUUCCGCCCCCUCCUCAUGCUCCUCCCCCCAACCGGGCUCCGCCUCCUUCCCGCCCCCCUCCCCGCCCUUCCAUCUAA